Molecule: messenger RNA, 1071 nt
Organism: Coprinopsis cinerea okayama7#130
Lineage: Eukaryota; Fungi; Basidiomycota; Agaricomycetes; Agaricales; Psathyrellaceae
Exons: 5
Coding region: 1-1071 (356 amino acids)
Source: RefSeq, a predicted model, not a curated record
AUGUCGGACGCGGAGAGAUUCGCCACUCUGCUGGAAGGAUACGCGGGAGUCUACUAUGGCUCGAAUAUCAUAUCCACUCUAGUGACUGGGAUCCAGUUAUUCAUGUGCAUCUUUGGGCUAUCCACUUUCCUCGAAACACCAAGGGAUCUCAGGAAGGGUAGACUCCCUUACAUCCUGAUUAGCUGGGCCAUCUUUAUCCUCUCCGUCAUCCCAGUCGGCUACGACCUCUCCUACCAAUUCACGGCCCUAUACCACUCCACCAAUGGGCAGGAGUAUGUCGACCUCCUUCACAAUGGAAUCACUUCCAAUGUACAAAUCGCCACGACAUCUCUCACAUUCUGCUUCAUCGCUCUGGCUGAUGGUCUUCUGUUGUACAGAUGCUACAUCAUCUGGAAAGACCGUCCCUGGGUGCUCUUUUUCCCCGUCUUGAUGUACCCUGCAGUCAUCGCCAUGUUGAUCUAUAACGUCACUCUAAUUCCAGGAUUGCGCGAGAAAACGACCGCAGAGAUCGAGGCGGAUACUAGGUCCAGCGUUGCCGCUGUAUCCCUCACAGUCGGCUUGAACGCUAUAACCACGUCCUUGAUUAUCUUUAGGCUCCUGCGCGCUCAGCGAUCGUUAUCCCAAGUGAUUCCAGGCCGGAGCCUAAGGAUAUACAAGGGCGCCGUAAGUGUCCUUGUCGAAUCAGCACUUCCAUUGACAGUCUGCGGGAUCAUCUCCUGCAUUGUCAACUCUAUCAAUGGCUUAGGGAACGCUGCGGAUCCAUCAUGGACGCUAAGGUACAUUGGGAUAACGUUUGACAGGCUGUACGUUUGCUUUGCGGCGCUCUCCCCGCAAAUGAUCAUCUUCCGCGUUACGACGGGUCGAUCGUUCGUCAGACAUGGCGAGACGACGGCGACACGCCCAGCAAGGACAAAGCUGGGACCCCUUGAAUUCCAUGGCACAGAUUACGACACCUUUGCCGAUGAGUCGCGCAUCGAGAGGGGCGCGAUUGAGACUUCGGAAUUGGGGACGAACAGAGAUUUUCCGUCGACAACGGCUACCUUCCGUGAAGAAAACGUUUCUAAGGGCUAG